Messenger RNA from Tachyglossus aculeatus (Australian echidna), 6125 nucleotides. RefSeq names its product myocyte enhancer factor 2A (gene MEF2A). Gene Ontology annotation, biological process: positive regulation of transcription by RNA polymerase II; cell differentiation; heart development. NCBI's taxonomy places the organism in Eukaryota, Metazoa, Chordata, Mammalia, Monotremata, Tachyglossidae. The coding region runs from base 667 to 2193 and encodes 508 amino acids. The record is from RefSeq and is a predicted model, not a curated record. The transcript is spliced from 12 exons. Gene Ontology annotation, molecular function: histone deacetylase binding; DNA-binding transcription factor activity, RNA polymerase II-specific; RNA polymerase II cis-regulatory region sequence-specific DNA binding.
UCUGAGACAAACCAAUAUAUCUCUUCCAUCCCCCGGCGCCACCUCGCCGCCGUCUCCUUCCUGGGCGGGGUGAUCCCGGCGGAGAAAAAUAGUCCCCCCACCGGGCCGACUCAUCUUAGGGCCACGGGGGGGCGAAAACCCGCCCACGCCCCUCGACCCGGUCGGUCCCUUCCGCCAGGACAACAAGGCCCGACAAGGGCAGCUCAGAGACGCGGCGGGACCGUGCGCACGACAGAGGGCGUGGGAGGGUGGGGCGGAAGGACAUCAGGGCGACGCCGCCCUCCAGCGCGCACGCGCAGGGAGGACGGGAAAAGUUCCGGCCCGUCCUGGACCUGGCUCCUAAAAAUAGCCCCUGGAAGCGGGAUCAAUGCGCUGAGGUCCCAGCGAGUCCCGAGCUGGAGGCGGCGGCGGUGGCGUCGCCGGGCAGAGCUGCGGUGUGUGUUGUGUGCGUUGUGUGUUGUGUGACAGCGCUAGUGCGGGGCACGGUGUUGCAUUUUAACAGAGAGCAACAAGGAAGAAUUUGUGAUAUUCUAAAUAAAUCAGCAAUAACCUUUUGCCUGGAAGCUGAGAGAAAAAAUUGCAUACCAUGCAUUAGAAUAUUGAAGAUAAAUACUUUCUGGAUUAUAUCAUUAUUUGGAUCAUAAAAAGGGAAAGGAGAACGUGAAAAUGGGGCGGAAGAAAAUACAGAUCACACGGAUAAUGGAUGAAAGGAACCGACAGGUGACCUUUACCAAGAGAAAGUUUGGAUUAAUGAAGAAAGCCUAUGAACUUAGUGUGCUCUGUGACUGUGAAAUAGCACUCAUCAUUUUUAACAGCUCUAACAAACUAUUUCAGUAUGCCAGCACUGAUAUGGACAAAGUUCUCCUCAAGUACACAGAAUAUAAUGAACCGCACGAGAGCAGAACCAACUCGGAUAUCGUUGAGGCUCUGAACAAGAAGGAACACAGAGGGUGCGACAGCCCAGACCCUGACACUUCAUAUGUGCUCACUCCGCAUACGGAAGAAAAAUAUAAAAAAAUUAACGAAGAGUUUGAUAAUAUGAUGCGGAAUCAUAAAAUCGCACCUGGUUUGCCACCUCAGAACUUUUCAAUGUCUGUUACGGUCCCAGUGACCAACCCCAAUGCUUUGUCCUACAGUAACCCAGGGAGUUCCUUAGUGUCCCCGUCACUGGCAGCCAGUUCUUCGUUGGCGGACACAAGCAUGCUCUCUCCACCUCAGGCCACUUUGCAUCGAAACGUGUCACCUGGAGCCCCUCAGAGACCUCCAAGUACUGGAAAUGCAGGAGGAAUGUUGAGCACUGCAGACCUCUCAGUGCCAAAUGGAGCUGGAAACAGCCCUGUGGGGAAUGGCUUUGUAAACUCCCGAGCUUCUCCAAAUCUGCUGGGAACCACUGGGGCUAACAGCUUGGGCAAAGUCAUGCCCACAAAGUCCCCCCCUCCUCCAGGAGGUGGAAAUCUCGGCAUGAACAAUCGCAAACCAGAUCUUCGAGUAGUCAUCCCCCCUUCCAGCAAGGGUAUGAUGCCUCCACUGUCGGAGGAGGAUGAAUUGGAGUUGAAUACCCAAAGGAUAAGUAGUUCUCAAUCUACUCAACCUCUUGCUACCCCUGUGGUGUCUGUGACAACCCCAAGCUUGCCUCCACAGGGACUAGUGUACUCAGCCAUGCCCACUGCCUACAACACUGAUUACUCACUGACUAGUGCAGACCUGUCUGCCUUGCAGGGGUUUAACUCCCCAGGAAUGCUGUCUCUAGGACAGGUAUCUGCAUGGCAACAACACCAUUUAGGACAAGCAGCUCUCGGAUCACUUGUUGCUGGAGGGCAAUUAUCUCAGGGUUCCAAUUUAUCCAUCAAUACCAAUCAGAACAUCAACAUAAAGUCUGAACCGAUUUCACCUCCCCGGGAUCGCAUGACCCCAUCUGGAUUCCCUCAGCAGCAGCAGCAGCAACAGCAGCAACAACAGCAGCAGCAGCAACAGCAGCAGCAGCAACAGCAGCAGCAGCAGUCGUCCCGGCAAGAAAUCGGACGCUCCCCUGUUGACAGUCUCAGUAGUUCCAGUAGUUCUUACGACGGCAGUGAUCGCGAGGAUCCGAGAAGCGACUUCCAUUCUCCAAUUGGGUUGGGAAGACCCCCAAACACUGAGGACAGAGAAAGCCCUUCAGUAAAGCGAAUGAGGAUGGACACAUGGGUGACAUAAAGCUACCUGUGUUGCUGUUUUUAUUUUGUGUUAUUGCAAUGAACUGUCCUACAUAUCUAAAUUUAUAAAUAAGGACAUGAGUUAAAUAUAUUUAUAUGUAUAUGCAUACAUAUAUUUCUCUUUACUUAUAUAUGUAUGGGUGUGGGUGUGUGAGCGUGUGCGUGUGUGUGGCAUACACAGAAUCAGGCACUUAUUGCAAACUCCUUGUAUAUCUGCAGAUGUCCUAUGGUAAAAACAAAGAACCCUGUAGGCAGUGGUCUAGUCUGGCACUUUCUUGGACUUUCUGUUUAUUAAUAUAACCAGUUUUUGCAGAGAAACAUUGUACCCAUAUAUAUCCUACCACACUAGCUUGCAGAUACCUAGAGGGCUUCGCCUGUAGUAAUGUCCCCUAUGUGUUUAUUCAAACUGUGUGGUUACGUGUAGUUGAUUAAGAAAAAUGCUUUGUAGCAGCAGAGCAGUAGAAAAGCAGGAAAAAGAAAGCAAUACUGUACAUAAACUGUCAUUUAUAUUACCCAACUCGGCAUGGGUCUCUAUUGCAAAGGGGUGCAUGGGAAGGGCUGAUGCUAUUUAAAAAAACAAACAAACACACGUACCGGUUUUGCACGUGCAAAAAUGUAUCGGGUCAAAGAAGUGAUCUUUAGCUAAUAAAAAGAGAGACAUAGAAAACAUGCAUGAAAUAUUCAGAGAAAUAUUAGCCUAGAAAAUAGAGCAUUAAAUUAAAAUUAAUAUAUUAAGUUAUAAUUGGAAUAUGUUUGAAAAGUUUCUUUUUACAUUCAUACCUUUAAAAAAGAGAAACUGAUUUUAGCUCAUGUAUAUUUUAUAUUAAAGAAAACAAUACCCUUAUGAAUUGAUGACUAUAUAAAGUUAUAUACAGUACUUUUGAACACAUUCUGCUAUGAAUUAUUUAUAUAAGCCAAAGCUGUAUGUUGUAGCUUUUUUUGUAGAGUAUAGUUUUAUCUUCUUGUUUUGAUUUUUUAAUUUUGCUUUCAGAGGGGGAAAAAAAACUUGCAGGCGGAACCUUGGAAAAAAAAAGCCAUGAACACUUAUUAUUCUAUAUGUAAAUUAAAAUUUGAGCCAAAAUCUUUUUGUGUAUAUAGCAUCUUAAAUAUAUUAUCACCUUUGGUGUAAGUACCUAUGUAUUGUACGGUCACCAGAUUAAAAAGUAUAUUUUUGUGGAUUGCCGCCAACUUGAAAAAAAAAGGCGAGGUCCUUAUUAAGUAGAGUAUUCACUGUUUAAUAUUUACUAUUUUGUUAAAUAUACUGUACUUUCUUUGGAUUUUAAUUAUUAUUAAUAUUAUCCCAAUUUUUCAGAGGGUUGUAUAAAGGGGGGGUUCUCCCCCCUCACUGGUGGUGAAUGUGUGAUGUUAAAUUGUAAUCUCUGUGCUGUAUGGUUAAGCUUCAUUAUACAUUUUAUAUAUAUGUAUAUAAAUAGCAAAGUGACAAAAAUCUGGUGUUAAGUUCAUCCUGCAUAAAUAUAAAAUGUGUUGUAACAGAUUUUAAAAGGCAGUAUUUAAAACUUGCCUUUUGUAAGAAAAAAAAUCAGUGGAAAAAGUUGACCUAAUUGAAUUCAUAUUAGAGAAAGUGGUAACACAUCAGGCGAUCAAACGGUUUUUAUAAGUGGUAAAAAUUUAAGGGAAAACGUUUAUUUUGGAAAUAAAUCUGUUCCUUAAGAAGUUGAGGACAAUUUAAAUGGGAGAUGCUAUUUAAUGAUGCCAAUUGUAAGCAUUGGUCUCCAGCAAAAAUCAACUGGAAUAGAUCUCUUUCUAGUGCAAUCCAUCAUAUGGGCUGUGGAGUUUUAGAAGCAGUGCAAUCCACAUACCUAAGGUAGAUGAAUAGCAGGUAGUUGAAACUCAGUAAGCCAGCUGAGAUGAAAGGAUGUGCCAAGAUUCCAUAUCUGAGAUGCUCUGCAACUUAAAACUGUUCUCCUCUGUGCUUAAAAAGUAGGGCAUCCUUAAAAAAAAAUCAUUUUUUAGUUAGCAUUCAGCAACAAUCCCCAAUUUUUACUUAAGAUAUUCUUUCCUUUCAAAUGACUUUAUUCUGCCAUUUCCUUUCUAAACCAUCCCAAUAAACCUUCUAAUGUCAACAGCCAAAUCAUGACAACUUAGGUCCUGAGCAUGGAAACAACCUGUGGUGUUCCCAGGCAUGGAGAUGAAUCCCCCAGAGCAGCAUAACCAGGUGGCAGUUGAGGUCAGUCAAUUGUAUUUAUUGAGCGCUUACUGUGUGCAGAGCACUGUACUAAGCCCUUGGGAGAGUACAAUAUAACAAUAAACAGACACAUUUCGUGUCCACAGGCAUGUGCAGGCUAGAGCAACUGCCUUUUACUGCAGGCCCAAACACCUUACCCCCCCUUCCCUUGCCCAGCCACAGACAAAUAGCAGAAAACUCAUCACCUACCACCUGUCUGGAGAUGACGUUCAACAGUCAGCCCCUGCUUGGGCCGUGUCUGUUAGCACUGGUUCCUGACAGAUAAUGUUCAUAUGACCCAAAAGAUCUUGCACUCUCAUCACAGAGGCACCAGGCAACUGCCCUUGAUCACAAAGUUAUUGGAAGCAUACUUGACUUCCUGAACUCCUCACAUGUUCACUUUUUACAUGGUGUCACAUUUCUACCUAGCACAUGGUAUCUAAAACUGAAUUUCCAAGAUAAUUUUUACUUCCUUGCCACUUAAUAGACCCUUUAUAACUCUGGAAGUGUUAAGUGAUUCUUUCAUUAUUAUUUAUGCAUGUUCAUGAACUUUUGCUGUACAUUGAAUAGGAGUUAUGCAUUCACAUUUACUGUCUAUUUUCUUGUGUGCCUUAUGAGAUGGCUUUGCUGACUGUAUCUCAAUAGUCUUUAUUUCUAUGCAGGUUUAUAAAGCAAAACAGUUACUGUUUUCUAAAAUGUUACAAGAGGCUCAGAGUUUGUAUUGAAAUCACAUUAAUGAAGUUAAAACUUGUUUGGUUUAUAGGCAUUAAAUAUCAGACUGUUAAACUCUCUCCCAUGAACCCUGUGUGAAACUGAAUCCCAACCGAUAAGCUUUCAGAAGCAUCCCAUUUCUCACAUACAUGCAAACGUACAUACAAUGGAAACUGAUUUUUAAUGAGAACAACACUAAUAGGAUAACUUUGAAGAACCUUUUUUGAGAUGUUAAAGUAUUUUAUAUAAGGCACCAUACAGAAAAGCAUUUCAGUAAUUCAAAUAGAAUAUUUCUUUGAUCUACAAAAGAAAUGAACAAAUUGCACUGAUUAAAGUUUACCAAUAAACAUCCUUUUAGCUGUUAUGUUAAAAACUAAAACCCAUUGUAUACAUAUUGUCCAAAUAAAUCCAAACUCCAUCUUUUGAGCUCUAAUUAAAUGCAUAGUAUUACUGAAUAUCAGGGGUUUGUUAUAAAAGAAUAAUAUGUUUUAGCAUUUCCUUUAACCGUAAAGGACACUAACGCAUCGGAUACUUUCCGGUUUAACUGUCAUGCGCACAAGAAAUACAUAGUAAAUAAGGAACCUAAAAACUCCUGGCAUUGAUCAUGAGAAGAAUAGAUGAUUAGAAUGUGAAAGAAAGAUUUACAAAUGUAAGACGUUUAUUUCUCUGUAGAAACUUUCUUCACUUUGCUGUGCAAGAAGACACUGCUUUGCUAUAUUUAAAAUGGCUUUUUUAAAAGAGAUUUAUGUAUUUGGUAAAUGUUUGUAGUCAACAGUUCACACAAGAAGCUGUUCACGGUUUGAUAAUGUAAAACCGUUUGGCGGCACAAGCUGGACUUUGUUGCCAUCCUUGAGAUGAACCUUUUAAGAAAAAUAAGCGAAUCUCAAUUUUUCCCUGAAUGUGUUGGUUUUUCUUCAUUAUACAAUAAAUAUUCUAGUGAACUUUUUAUCAAAUGGUUAAGAAAAUGCUAGAGGUUGUUGUAAAAUAUUUGUAUCCUGCAUUCACUAAAGUAAAGAUAUACUUGCUUUUACUGUGUA